CAUGGUAGGUGACGUGUCUAAUCUACAGGAAGCCGGAAGAGACUGUGUGAGCUGUCGGUUGGAACUUUGAGUGUGAGCUGAGAGCUCUUCUUUUCCUUCGUUCUUAAUCUUCUGACCAAGCAGCUUCCAGGUACCGUAAGGUCACCAUGGGGCAAACACCCGUCCAACUUCUUCUGUUGCUGGUCGCUAUAGAAUUGUACUCCGGUCCCACAGUUGCGUUUUACCUACCGGGUCUCGCUCCUGUCAGCUUUUGUGAGAAGGAAGACCUUGUUCGGGACUGCAAGGUUAAUAUUGAGCUUUUUGUGAAUAGGCUGGACUCUGUGGAAUCCGUGCUACCUUAUGAAUAUACUGCGUUUGAUUUUUGUCAAGAGGAGGGAAGGAAACGGCCAACUGAAAACCUUGGGCAGGUUUUGUUUGGUGAAAGAAUAGAACCCUCUCCCUAUAAGUUUAAGUUUAAAGAAGAGAAGAAAUGUGUUCCAGUUUGUACAAAGAAAUAUAGUACCUCGGAUACAAGCAGUAAACAGAAAUUGGACUUUUUGAAAAAAAGUAUGCUCCUGAACUAUCAACAUCAUUGGAUUGUUGAUAAUAUGCCAGUUACAUGGUGCUAUGAUGUUGAAGAUGGACAGAAAUUUUGUAAUCCAGGUUUUCCCAUUGGAUGUUAUGUCACUCAAGAUGGUCAUCCUAAAGAUGCAUGUGUGAUAAAUGCUGAGUUCCGUGAAAAGGAUACCUUUUAUAUCUUCAACCAUGUGGACAUAAAAAUCCAGUACCAUGUUGUGGAAAAUGAGGGUCAAGUGGCAAGACUGGUUGCUGCAAGGCUAGAACCCAGAAGCUUUAAGCACACACACACUGACAAGCCAGAUUGCUCUGGACCUCCCAUGGAAAUUAAAAACAACUUUGCAGGAGAAGUCAGUAUUCCUUAUACAUACUCCAUUUCUUUUCAGGAAGAAAAAAACAUCCGAUGGGCAUCAAGAUGGGAUUACAUUUUAGAAUCUAUGCCUCACACACACAUCCAAUGGUUCAGUAUUAUGAAUUCUUUAGUAAUUGUCCUAUUCCUGUCUGGUAUGGUUGCCAUGAUCAUGUUGAGAACAUUACAUAAAGACAUUGCAAGAUAUAAUCAGAUGGAUUCUACAGAAGAUGCUCAGGAAGAGUUUGGUUGGAAACUGGUUCAUGGUGAUAUUUUCAGGCCCCCAAGAAAAGGCAUGCUGCUUUCAGUUUUUCUAGGCUCUGGAACACAGAUUUUAAUCAUGACAUUUGUCACACUGUUUUUUGCAUGCCUAGGAUUUUUGUCUCCUGCCAACAGAGGAGCUCUAAUGACCUGUGCUGUUGUUCUGUGGGUAUUACUUGGAACGCCAGCAGGUUUUGUUGCUUCCAGAUUUUACAAAUCAUUUGGAGGAGAGAAGUGGAAAACAAAUGUCUUGCUCACAUCGUUCCUUUGUCCUGGGAUUGUGUUUGCUGACUUCUUUUUGAUGAACUUAAUUCUUUGGGGAGAAGGAUCCUCUGCAGCGAUGCCAUUUGGUACACUUGUGGCAAUACUUGCAUUGUGGUUUUGCAUUUCUGUCCCACUCACAUUCAUUGGUGCUUACUUCGGCUUUAAAAAGAAUGCAAUCGAACACCCAGUCAGAACCAAUCAGAUCCCACGUCAGAUUCCGGAGCAAUCAUUCUACACAAAGCCAUUACCUGGCAUCAUAAUGGGAGGAAUUUUGCCCUUUGGGUGCAUCUUCAUACAACUUUUCUUCAUUCUUAAUAGUAUUUGGUCACAUCAGAUGUAUUACAUGUUUGGAUUCCUGUUUCUGGUGUUUAUCAUUUUGGUCAUUACGUGUUCUGAGGCAACUAUACUGCUUUGCUACUUUCAUCUGUGUGCAGAGGAUUAUCAUUGGCAAUGGAGGUCAUUCCUCACAAGUGGCUUUACAGCAAUUUACUUUUUUGUAUAUGCAGUGCAUUAUUUUUUCUCAAAAUUGCAAAUUACAGGGACUGCAAGCACCAUUUUAUAUUUCGGUUAUACUAUGAUAAUGGUCCUUAUAUUCUUCCUCUUCACAGGUACAAUUGGAUUCUUUGCUUGCUUCUGGUUUGUAACGAAGAUUUAUAGCGUCGUUAAAGUUGAUUGAGAACUGAUGUCAUGAAACCAAGCAUUUGUUUUCGAUUACUGGGAAUAGAAUUUGAACACUUUAUUCCUUGGCAGUAUUGUCAAUAUUGCACCAUUUUGUUUUUAAACUAAAUAUUUUUUUGGUUAAAAAGAUUUUUUUGCAUUGAAAUAUUCUUUGCGGAGCCAAUUAAAGGAUUGUAUUUGUUUGUAAAUAUAAUAACUACACACUAAUUCAUAUUGACACUUCUCAUGGCGUACAGAUGUGGAUGUGUAAAACAGAUAUGAAUAAUAUACAGCUGUAAAUACAGUUUUGCUUUUAGACUCCAGAUGAAAUUAAUAAUUGUUAGACUGAAAAAAGAUUAAUCACAGUUUCAAAACUUUGUUUUCUAAAAUAUAUUUCCCUUUGAUCUGGUUCAGUUUUAUUUUUUAUAUUUGGUGAUACCUGUUCUUAUUAUCACUUUCUUUGUUGUCUUUAUUAGUUUUAGUGAUUGAAACCUUUAAAACUAUGUGCCUCUGAGUCUGUCUGAAUUUUUAAAUUUAUAAUCUUAAUAAAUAUUGUAAAAAUGGUGUAUGUAUGCUUGUAUUUUCUCCCCAAUGGCAAACUUCCAAAGAGAACUUGGGAUGCGCACAUCUUUGUAUUUCCUUUGCAAAAUAAAAAAAUUGUAAAGAA
Molecule: messenger RNA, 2753 nt
Organism: Bombina bombina (fire-bellied toad)
Lineage: Eukaryota; Metazoa; Chordata; Amphibia; Anura; Bombinatoridae
Gene: TM9SF2
Product: transmembrane 9 superfamily member 2
Exons: 17
Coding region: 147-2105 (652 amino acids)
Biological process (GO): protein localization to membrane
Cellular component (GO): membrane
Source: RefSeq, a predicted model, not a curated record